Molecule: messenger RNA, 1671 nt
Organism: Closterium sp. Yama58-4
Lineage: Eukaryota; Viridiplantae; Streptophyta; Zygnematophyceae; Desmidiales; Closteriaceae
Source: the annotation of a GenBank genome assembly
AUGAUGCAACCGCAGAUCAUCCUCCUUAAAGACGGAACCGAUACAUCGCAAGGCAAGCCGCAGCUGAUCAGCAACAUCAACGCGUGCCUAGCUGUCGUGGACACGAUCCGCACGACGCUGGGUCCACGUGGCAUGGAUAAGCUGAUCCACGACGACCGCGGCAACACCACCAUCUCCAACGACGGCGCCACUAUCCUGAAGCUGCUCGAGAUCGUGCAUCCGGCUGCGAAAACCCUCGUCGACAUCGCCAGAUCGCAAGACGACGAGGUGGGCGACGGCACGACGACGGUGACACUCUUAGCAGGCGAGUUCCUGCGGCAGGCAAAGCCGUUCGUGGAGGAAGGCGUGCACCCGCAGCUCAUCUGCCGCGCGUUCCGCGCUGCUGCGCGCCUCGCGGUGGAGAAGGUCAGGGAGGUGGCUAUCUCUAUAGAAGGCAAGGGCGAGGAGGAGAAGCGAGAGCUGCUGCACAAGUGUGCGGCGACGACCCUGAGCUCGAAGCUGGUGGGCGGCGAGAAGGACUUCUUCGCGCGCAUGGUGGUGGAUGCUGUGUGCUCACUUGAUGAGGAUGUUCCCCUGAAUAUGAUCGGCAUCAAGAAGGUGCAAGGAGGCACGAUGCGUGACUCAUUCCUGGUAGAGGGCGUUGCCUUCAAGAAAACGUUCUCUUACGCGGGUUUCGAGCAGCAGCCCAAGCGGUUCGAGUCCCCCAAGAUCCUGCUUCUGAAUAUCGAGCUGGAGCUGAAGAGUGAGAAGGAGAACGCGGAGAUCCGCCUGUCGGACCCCUCGCAGUACCAGUCGAUCGUGGACGCGGAGUGGAACAUUAUUUACUCCAAGCUCGACAAAUGUGUGCAGAGCGGCGCCAAGAUUGUCCUGUCACGGCUGGCCAUCGGCGACCUUGCCACCCAGUAUUUCGCGGAUAGGGACAUAUUCUGUGCGGGAAGGGUUCCAGAAGAUGACAUGCAGCGAGUGGCCAAGGCGACGGGGGGAGCCGUGCAGACCACUGUGAACGACCUCAUUCCCGAUGUGCUGGGAAGCUGUGCGCUGUUUGAGGAGAGGCAGGUGGGCAACGAGCGGUACAACCUCUUUACUGGCUGCUCCAACGCCAAGACUGCCACCAUCGUUCUGCGCGGAGGGGCGGAUCAGUUCAUAGAGGAGGCAGAGCGCAGUCUGCACGAUGCCAUCAUGAUUGUGAGGCGCGCCAUCAAGAACGCAGCGGUGGUUCCUGGGGGAGGUGCCAUUGAUAUGGAGGUCAGCCGUCACCUGCGCCUGCAUGCGCGCACCAUUGCUGGCAAGCAGCAACUGUUCAUCAAUGCAUAUGCGCGCGCGCUCGAGGUGAUCCCCCGCCAGCUGUGUGACAAUGCGGGGUUUGACUCCACUGAUGUGCUCAACAAGCUAAGGCAGAAACAUGCCCUGCCCUCUGGCGAGGGGCAGCGCUUUGGAGUGGAUGUGAAUUCGGGCGGCAUUGUGGACACGUACGCCUCGUUUGUCUGGGAGCCGAUUGUGGUCAAGGUGAAUGCCAUCACAGCGGCAACCGAGGCGGCCUGUCUUGUGCUCAGUGUGGACGAGACGGUUCGCAACCCACGAUCCGAGAGUGCACAAGACGGUGGAAUGGGUGGCAUGGGCAGAGGUGGAGGUGGGAUGCGCGGGAGGGGCCGAGGCAUGAGGCGGCGAUAG